Molecule: messenger RNA, 714 nt
Organism: Symbiodinium sp. CCMP2456
Lineage: Eukaryota; Dinophyceae; Suessiales; Symbiodiniaceae
Source: the annotation of a GenBank genome assembly
AUGCCUGCUUGGCACUCGAAGCAUUACGGUCGUGGUAAUGCCGGUUCGUAUCAAUCCUCAGGCAGCCAUCAGAACUGGCAAAGUGGCAAAGGCUACGGCAAAGGCAGUCACUACGGGAAAGGAUUCGGAAAUCCAUACCGUGCCUCCCCUUACCAGCAUGGGCGGCAAGGGGGCCUUGAACAAGCAAUUCAAGGCUCCUUCCAGGCAGCUCUCCACUCCACUCUCGAAGGGGCCAUCACGGAAGGGUUCGCGUUGCUGACCAACAAGCUCACGAGUGCCGAUGGAGCCGAAAAGCCAGCGCCUGCUGCACCGUCGGCUCGAGUUGGAAGCAAGCUCACUCGUGCCAUCGUGGGGCUCUUUGGCGGCUCGCAAGAGAAAGAAGCCACAGUUCCUUCGGAGCCUUCUACUUCUACUGCACCGCCAGAGGCUACUGACGUGGCUUUGAAAGCUAUGUUGGAGCAACAAUCGCAGACCAUGCAGAUGAUGAUGAGCCUCGUGCAGUCUUCCAUGAAGGCUACACACGAUGACAAGCCAACAGCAACAGAAACUCUCAAGGCGGAUGAGACGAACAACACAGAGUCUACAGCAAAGGAUGCUUUGAUCUUGCAGCUACAGCAGGAAAUUGAGAACCUGAAGAAGCAGACCGGCAGGAGAAUGGGUGGGUUGAGUACAGAAUUCCUGCUGUACAAGAUCAGUCUUUCGCUUCAGCUCAGC